ACUGUGUAUCAUUUGCAAUGGGAGGUAUGGAUUUCCAAUGCAGUACAGCCCAACGUCGCAUAUCCAUCCUGGCCAAUUAACCGCCCACACUCGGAGCAGUGCUUGUACCUGGUGUCAGUUAUUUGAGAGACGUUCACAAAAACUACCCUUUCACGUAACUCUCUAUAUUUCAGUCCCAAGAGUUGGAUAUACGACGUACCCGUAUAUUCAUAUACCGUACAGCCCAUCUGUUAAGUCGUUUACCGUCAAUGGAAUAUUGGCUUCGGUUAAAAAUGUUGGUGCAAUAUUUGGACCAGUGGUCUGCGUCAAGCAGCCACACAUUUUAAAUUAGUGCCUCGACUCUCAAAUGGACGUUGAAUAGUAAGUUCAUACAUUUUGGUCAAUCCUGAACCAAUGAAGGGCAUUUCCCCACGUCACAGCGGCAACCAGUUAAGUCAGGAUAACCACGUUGAACUUCCAAAGUGGUUGCAAAGUCUUAUCGAACCAGGACCCAUGCAGAUAAUAACACGUCAAUUCACAAAUAUUGGUACAAACGAGCCUGGAUGGCUGGUGAUGAGACACUAAAAUGUCAAAAACCGGUCCAGAGUUUGCGUAUCAAUGCAGCUAAAGUCAUGUGCUCUCAGAAGGUCGUGUGGCUGAUGGACUGUGAAAAAAAAAACUUGUAUAUUUUUUGUAUGCGGGGACACUGAUAUAUAUGAAAGAGACAUUGCAGAUAUAUUUUCUGUCUGAGUGAUGUCACCAUCACCCCGCCCUCGACGAGUGGGAAACUCCAAGCUCUCCUCUAGAGGCUGAGGGGUGGGUAGAGCGCCAUAACCAAGUAUGAAAUCAAUAAAAACUCCACACACAGCUCACAUUUAACCCAACUUUGCCACCGAGUCAUUGUAAUAAUUACUUUAAAAAUAAUACUCCACCGUCAAAUUGCAUCGCAACUUUAUUUAAACAAACACGCCGAUUAAUUAUUGGCCAUUAAACUUCCGCCACCCCUCCCGCCCUGUGUCUAGGUGGUACAGUCCAGCACGAUCGGGCGCCACGUGGUGGGUGAUGGCGCUCUCUGCGGCGUGUUCCGCUUUGUUUUUAAAGUGACGCUUCACGCAAAGAUAACAAUGUCACGCGUUCACUAAAGCCGCCAUCAGACACACUGCACACUGUUGAUGAUGACAAUGCAGUGACUCGUAGGGGGUGAGAGGUGUUCGUGAUUUUACUGCGCGCGCUGUAACAGUGCAACAACGCCUCUCGCCAAACCGGCACGGAUAUAAUCUCGCGGUGCUACAGCGUUAUAAAUGUCCGUGGCUUUUGCCCUCCAACACACGGGUGCGUGCUGCUGCUGUACCAGUCUACGAAUUGGCCACGUUCUGUUUACGUGACAGACCUUACCAAUUGGCUGUGUCGGGUGGUGGCGGGUUUAACGACACACAUUUUUACGCGAUCUAACCCCAACAACCUGCAUUGUGGAUGAUGUUGGUCGCGAAAGUUCUACUGCGUGUUAAACUAAAGCGGCUGUUAACACGGGUGCUUGUGUGGGAGAUGCACGUGGCAGGUUGAGCGAGCGAUCGCGGGUCGAUCAGUGGCUGGGCGACACGGUCAACGCGUGUUGUACUGUAUUUUGUAUGCUCUCGACCUUCAACCCCGCCCUCACCGGCGCGGUGAAGUAUGGUCAAAUAGCUAUCCCGAUCCGCCAGGCGUGCCGGGAUGGCCCUCGGACAACAGUGGAUGUGCGGAAUGGUUGUUACAGCACUACGGGUUCAGUGUUUGGCAGGUACCAUCACGAGCUACCGGUUGCUUACACGGGGUGGGCGGGAAAUCCCUAUACCCCUUGACGGCCGCUUAACACGUAGGAUGACAACACCGACCUCGCCCUCCCUAUUCAAAGAGCCGCAUUGUAACUUAGUACCGGACGAUGGUGAUAUUUAAUCAAUUGACCGAUUACUUCACUGUAAGCGGAUAACGAGAGCAUGGCGGAGGUCGGAGGGGGGGAUAAGUUCGUAUCUAUUCCUGCAGUGUGCCGCUGUACGGGAGGUGAUGGGCGAUGGAUGAUGCCACGUGGCAUCAUCGUCACGUGACACCGUCGUGGCCACACGGCAUCGUCGUCACCGCCACGUGACACCGUCGUGGCCACGUGGCAUCGUCACCGCCACGUGACACCGUCGUGGCCACGUGGCAUCGUCGUGCGCUUCACGCGCGGGGUCGUGGAGAUGUCUCGUGGGGCAUGCACGGACGUGGCCCAGGGACUGGAAAGUCUUCCCAUUGAAUUGACAAACGGUGUGGAUGAUGAGAUGCCACCUUGCAUACAGUACACGCCGGACUACGUGCGGGGCCCCGGCUGUGCCGUGGACCCGGGCGAGCUCACACUGCCGGGGUGCGAGUGCGCCGACGGGCGCUGCGACGCGUCGCCCGUCGCAUGCCCGUGCCUCCGGGGCGGUGGCGACGGCGCGGCGUGCUACGACCCCGCCGGGCGUCUCGUCGGCGAUGCCGGAUUCGCGCGCCCCAUCUUCGAGUGCAACCCCCUGUGCCGCUGCGGAGACGCGUGCCCCAGCAGGGUGGUGCAGAAGGGACUGGCGGUACGGCUGCAGGUGUUCCGCACGGCGCGGAAGGGCUGGGCGGUGCGGACGCUGGAGCCGCUGGGCCGCGGGCGCUUCGUGUGCGAGUACGUGGGCGAGGUGCUGGGCGGCGCCGAGGCUCGGCGCCGGGCCGCCCGGCAGGCCUCGGGCAGUGACGGCAGGGCCAUCAACUACCUGAUCGCGGUGCGGGAGCACGCCGGGGACGGCCGGGGGGUCGCCCCGGCCACGAGCACCUACGUGGAUCCGGAGCGCGUCGGGAACGUGGGUCGCUUCCUCAACCACUCGUGCGAGCCCAACCUCGUCAUGGCGCUCGUCCGCGUCCACUCCGUGUUGCCAAGGCUGGCUCUGUUCGCCGCGCGCGACAUCGCCGACGGCGAGGAGCUCUGCUACGACUACUCGGGAGAAUUUCUAAACCCGCACGCGGCCGCGGAAGCGUGCGGACCCUCGUGGCGGCCAGAACGCGACGGCGGCCGGGAAACCGGCGCGGAUGCCGGCGACGACGGAGACGGCGCCCCAGGGGGCGACCGGGGAGGUCGUGAGGACUCGAGCGCCGUCUGCGCUUCCCCGGACGGUGACGGCGUCGCGGGCCAGCGGAAGCCGUGCUUCUGCGGCGCGCCCUCCUGCCGAGGCGUCCUCCCGUUCGACCCCACGCUCUUCGCAGACGAGCGGUGACGAAAAAAGUCUGCGGCGGAGACUUCAGCGGUUGUGCCGCACUGGCCCCGGGUGCGUUCUCAGGCCUUACCGCGCAUCGUUCGGCGGUACGGCGUCCGACGUUUCUCUCCACGUGCCGAGAGCUUCUUCAGCAACGGAAUUAGCUCCCCGAGCACGUGGAGUGAAACGUCGGACGUGAUGCCGUACAACGUCAUGCGGGUUAUUGGGGGGCUAUAUGUACCGUAACCUUCACCUUGCUUGUCAGUGCGGGUUCGUGUUGGUGCAGGGCAGAGAAUAGAGAGCAGUGGGUUUUACCGCAAUGCCCUCCGCUGCCCACCACAGCACCACAAAUCGACCAACGCCAUCACGCAGCAAAACAUAGCUCAAAGCAACACCUCGUGGCAGGGUUUCCCCACACUAGUUUCCCUUGCCUCUACACUGUCCAAUUUCCCUCAACCUAUAUUCAAAUGGCGGCUUUGUCGUAACAUACUGCAAGGUUGGCUAGUACGGCGCGAAAGAAGUUCAACGCACAUACGUGUAAGGUGACGGUGCGGCCUUGUACUUGCCCACGCAAGCAAAGGCUUUUUUUGGUCUACUCUUCCACCCUCGCCAGAUGUCUCGGGGUGGGAGUACCCACACUUUACCCCACCACAUUGGGACAUGCCAAUCGACUCCAAAGUUCGGUGUACCCAUUCAUAUCGCUGGGUGGACAGCGGUGAGCGGAUUUAUGCAACUCGCACCGUUGUCUUGACUGCCGUGCCCGGGAGAUCGAGCCAGGGGACCUUUGGGUUGCAAGUCCAGUGUGCUGACCGUUACACCACAUCAGCAUCCGUCACAAGCGUGUGGCGAUUGGUAAACACCUACCCCCCCUACUUGGACUUGAGUUUGAGAAGCUGUUUUUUGUGAAGGUCGCCUAAGUUGUAAAUUGUUGUGUCUCCAACGCCACGGUGAACUUCCAUUUUUGUAGGCAACAGUAAACUAUGAGCUCAUGUGCACUUUUUUUUGUGAGCGUGGAGCACGUUUAAGAUAGAAAUAUGCGAGCUAGUAAACUGUUGUUUUUACCCGUAUGUCGUUGUUGUGUUACGCGCUUCAUUGUGUUAUUUGAAUAAAAUUCGAUCAUCGAUUAUAUUAUCCGGCGGCUUAGGGGGCGCCGGAUUUUUUUAAACACCGGAUAAUCACUAAUCAUGAUUUAACAUAUCUUAUUUUUGCACAUUUUGGUACUACAUGUUUUUAGGUGGCGUGUAUAUGUUUUUUUGCGUUUUACAUUUGUUUACUAUAUGAAAUUGCCAAAAAUAAACAUACUGUAAAAAGGUA
Petromyzon marinus (sea lamprey) is the source of this 4523-nucleotide messenger RNA. RefSeq names its product histone-lysine N-methyltransferase SETMAR-like. Gene Ontology annotation, molecular function: histone methyltransferase activity; zinc ion binding; protein binding. The record is from RefSeq and is a predicted model, not a curated record. Gene Ontology annotation, cellular component: nucleus. NCBI's taxonomy places the organism in Eukaryota, Metazoa, Chordata, Hyperoartia, Petromyzontiformes, Petromyzontidae.